AUGUGUUGGCCGUCAAACGGCUUGAAAGCUGGCCGUAUGAUUGCAUGUGCAAGUGAAUCGAGUUCGGCCACUACACUUCAACAUUCAGAAGCAAUUAGAAGUAAUGGUAAAAAGCGAGCUGAAAAAAUGAAUCAUCAAAAAGAUGUGGUUGAAUAUGAACAGACAACAAAAAUGCGAAUUGACCAUUUUCUAGCAAAAUAUUUUGGUAUAGAAGAAGCUCCACAUCAGAAGUCGUACUUCUCGACUGUUCGAAAAAAUCCCCGCCGGAGCAUCAUGCUUUUAAAGAAAUUAUUUGGCCAUGAUGAAACGUAUGAUAAAAGUACUGACGAAGCACGGUUACAUGCACUCGGUUAUAAACAAGAAUUGAAACGUAGCUUAUCUACAGUUACGAAUUAUGGUGUCUCCUUGUCGAUUAUUAGUAUUAGUUCGGGCAUUACGUCACUAUUUGGAUAUGGAAUGAUUACAGGUGGACCCGUUGUGAUGGUGUGGGGCUGGUUGAUCGUCUCAAUAUUCACACUAAUAGUGGGAGCAGCUAUGGCAGAAAUAUGUUCUGCUAAUCCGACGAGUGGUGGUUUAUAUUUUUGGACAGCGAUACUUGUACCAGAGAGUUAUAAACCAUUUGCCAGUUGGAUUACAGGAUGGUUCAAUUUAAUUGGUCAAUUUGCUGUCACUGCAGCUAUCGACUUUGGCUUAUCUCUCUUGAUUGGUUCCGUCAUUUCUGUUGGGUCAAAUAAUAAAAUAUUACCGAAACCGAGGCUUAUUAUCUUGAUUCAUUUGAUUGUUAUACUCAGUCAUGGUGUAUCGAAUUCAUUAGGACCCCGUUCUUUACGGUAUAUCACAUAUAUCUCGACAUGGUGGCAGGUAUUUGCACCGCUUAUUGUCACUCUAGCGUUGUUUAUUGGACCAAAAUAUCGACAACCAGGCACAUUCAUCUUUACACAUUUCGUAAAUCAAACUGGUUGGUCAAAUACGUACGCCAUACUCAUCGGCUUAUUGCAAGCUCAGUAUACGAUUUCUGGUUUCGAUGCAUCAGCUCAUAUGACCGAAGAGACGAAACGGGCUGAUACAGCUGGAUCACAUGGAAUGCUACUUGCUAUUGCUGUUAGUGGUGUUACUGGCUGGCUGUUUCUGAUUGCCCUUUGUAUGGGCAUCAAAGAUUAUGGUGCUACGGUAAAUACGAUCACCGAAUUUCCCGUAACGCAAAUUCUAUUAGAUAAUUUUGGUACACCAUUGGGACUGUUUUUUAUUGUCAUUCUACUGGUAGCAUGUUGGUUUUGUGGGCUGUCAUCUGUGACGGCCAACUCUCGAAUGAUCUAUGCAUUUAGUCGAGAUCAUGCUAUGCCGGGAUCAAGAUACUGGCAUCGCAUCAAUCGGCGAGUAAUGUGUCCAUUGAAUGCCGUAUGGUUAUCCUGUUUUAUAGCAUUCAUUAUCGCCUUACCGUAUUUACGUAAUACAACAGCAUACAGUGCGGUAACAAGUUUGAGCACAAUUUGCCUCUAUAUAUCGUAUGUAGUGCCCAUAUUCUGGAAAUUAUUAUUCCCAAAAUAUUUUCAUCCAGGACCGUUCAAUUUGGGUAAAUGGUCAACUCUCAUCGAUAUUAUUGCCGUUAUUUGGGUUGCAUUUAUCGUCGUUUUAUUCGUUCUACCACCUUUAUAUCCAGUGACAAGUACGAACAUGAACUAUGCAUGCGUUGGAGUUGGAGCAGUUAUUUUAGGUAGUGGACUGGGCUAUUUACUUGAUGCUCGGAAAUGGUUUCAAGGACCAAUGACUAAUAUAGCUGAUGACGCUACAAUAAAAACGGAGUAUUCUGUACCCAUAUCUGCAGACCAAAUUCUGCCAGUGUCAGAUUUUGGAGCGGAGGUUAUAACAAAGUUUUGA
Didymodactylos carnosus is the source of this 1878-nucleotide messenger RNA. The record is from the annotation of a GenBank genome assembly. Lineage: Eukaryota; Metazoa; Rotifera; Eurotatoria; Philodinida; Philodinidae.